AUGGGGGAUUUCAAUGCUAUCAGAUAUCCUCAUGAAAAGAUUGGGGUCUCCCAAUCCUGGUCCUCUGCUAAGGAACUGUUUAAUUACUCCAUUCUUCAAGCUGGUUUUGAUGAUAUUUCCUAUAGUGGUUGCCAUUUCACCUGGGCUAACAAACAAGUGGAUGGUCAUUACAUAGCUUCAAAAAUUGAUAGAGUUUUAGUGAAUGAUAAUUGGCUUAAGACUUUUCCUUUUUCUCAUGCUCAAUUCUGUCUCUCAGGCCCUUCUGACCACUCUCCUGCUAUUCUUAGUAUCAUUCUUGAUGUCUCUAGAGAGGAGUUAGAGAAUAUCCAAUUCAAACUUGAUAGGGAUCCUGGAAAUAUGGAGUUUCAAUCUUCUGAGAGAAUUUUGUGUAAGAAAUAUAUUGAUUUGUGUCAGGUUGUGGGGAGUUUGGCUAAACAAAAAUCUAGAAUUCAAUGGCUGAGUUUGGGUGACAGGAACAGUAGCUUUUUCUUUAGGACUGUCAGAAAUAACAUUAACAGAGGUAGAAUUAGUAGUAUUACUAUGGAUAAUGGGGUUAGAGUGACUAAACCCCUUGAUAUUCAUGAAGCUUCUGUGUCUCACUUCUCCAAUUUACUUGGUUCUCCUAGUGUGGGUACCUAUGAUGGGUUUGGUAGAGUUAAUGAACUAAUCAAUAAGAGGCUUUCGAGUGCCCAGGUGACUACUUUGGGGCAAGAUGUGACUGUUGAGGAGAUUACUAGUGCAUUUCGGUCCCUUAAUCCUAAUAAAGCUCUUGGUCCUGAUGGUUACUCUACAGGGUUUUUCCAUAGUGCUUGGGAUAUUGUUGGUAAUGAGGUCAUCCAAGCUAUAAAAUCUUUUUUUGACUUGGGGGAAUUGCUUAAAGAGAUCUACUGCACCACUGUUGCCUUAGUGCUUACGAUCCCCAACCCUGGCAAGGUAGGGGACUACAGGCCUAUUUCUUGUUGCAACACUAUCUAUGAGUGUAUUGCCAAAAUCAUUGCUAAUAGAAUCAAGAUUGUGCUUCUUGAUAUUAUUGACCUUGUGCAAUCUGCUUUCGUUGAUCUCAUGAAAGCAUAUGAUAAUGUGAGAUGGGAUUUUUUGUUUGAUGUGCUUAGAACUAUGGCUUUCCCAACUCGUGCUAGGGGGUUGAGACAAGGGGACCCUUUAUCCUCUUAUCUUUUUGUCAUUGUUAUGGAAGUCUUGGCUAGAAUUUUAAAUGAGAAGUUCCUUGAUCCUCAAUUCAAAUUUCACUGGAGAUGUGCGAAAAAUAAAAUUGUCAACCUUUGUUUUGCAGAUGAUCUCAUGAUUUUUUGUAAAGGGCAUAUUCAAUCUGUUACUCUCAUUAAGCAAGGUAGGGCUCAGCUGAUAAGCUCUAUCCUAUUCUCUAUGCAAGUUUACUGGUCCUCUCUCUUUAUUAUCCCCAAAAAGGUAAUUAAGGAGAUUGAGGCUUUGUGUAGAUCUUUUUUGUGGUCUGGUCUUGCUCUUAAGAAGUUUGGGGCUAAGGUUUCUUGGGAUAGGGUGUGUGCCCCUAGAGGUGAAGAGGGUCUUGGGUUUGAAUCUAUGGAGAUUUGGAAUAAAGCUGCUGUGUCUAAACAUAUUUGGUUUUUAGUCUUUGGGGGUGAGCAAUCCAUGUGGUGCCAAUGGGUGAAAUCCUACCUUUUAAAAGGUCAUAGUUUUUGGAAUGUCAAAGUUCCUAGUGAUCUUUCUUGGGUUUGGAGGAAACUUCUGUCUCUUAGAGUCCUUACUUACCCUCUGAUCAAAUUUUUGGUAGGUUCUGGUGAGCAAACUUUCCUUUGGUUCGACAAUUGGCAUCCAUUAGGUCCUCUUGGGGCUAAGUAUGGGGAUAGGUUCAUUUCUGACACUGCUCUUGGCUGCCAAUCUAAAGUGAGGUCCAUUGUUUUUUAUACUGGGUGGACGUGGCCUAAUGAGUCCUCUUGGGAGGUGCAAGAAAUCAUUUCUAACACCCUUCUUGAUUUGAUUCCUUCUCUGUUGAGGGUGGACAAAGUUAUUUGGGUUCCUACUUGUGAUGGCAAUUUUAGUAUUGGGUCUGCUUGGCAGCAUUGGAGAACUAAGUGGCCUAAGAACCAUUGA
Messenger RNA from Camellia sinensis, 2088 nucleotides. The record is from RefSeq and is a predicted model, not a curated record. NCBI's taxonomy places the organism in Eukaryota, Viridiplantae, Streptophyta, Magnoliopsida, Ericales, Theaceae.